Cannabis sativa is the source of this 1455-nucleotide messenger RNA. Its product is annotated as putative axial regulator YABBY 2. The transcript has 6 exons. Gene Ontology annotation, cellular component: nucleus. Gene Ontology annotation, biological process: multicellular organism development; cell fate commitment. Bases 498 to 1085 code for a protein of 195 amino acids. Lineage: Eukaryota; Viridiplantae; Streptophyta; Magnoliopsida; Rosales; Cannabaceae. The record is from RefSeq and is a predicted model, not a curated record.
CGAAGCAUUAAUGACUCGCCCCCCUCGUCCGCUACAGAAAGCCAAGAUGGUUAGAGAUGGGUCACUCCCACCCACUGAUUCUCUCAAUCAUAACACACCCCACUCUCUCUCUCUCUCUCUCUCUCUCUCUCUCUCUCUCUCUCUCAUAAAUCCACAACCCACCUUUACCAUAAACCAUCUUUUCUUGACAAACAUCACAAAAACCACUAAUGCCACUCCCCACUUCACUCCGACCAGACUAGUCCCAUCCUUACCCCCUUAACACUCUCUCUCUCUCUCUCCCUUCCCUUAUUGAACUAAAACUUUUCUCUCUAUAAAAAAGCAAUUUUAAUUUUCUUAUAUAAUCUUUUAAAUUUUCCCUUUUUACAUACAAAUUAAAUAUAUCCAACUUUAUUAUUAUUUUCAUAAAUAUCAUCAUCAUAUAUAUAUAUAAGAAUAAUUCUUGUUGAUCCGGCUAUAUAUUCCACAAAUUUAAGCAAUAAUUUAAAAAAAAAAGAAUGUCACUGGACAUGAUGGCCUCCGAACGUGUUUGUUAUGUUCAAUGCAACCUCUGCAACACCAUCUUAGCGGUGAGUGUUCCAUGCAGCAGCUUAUUUACCAUCGUGACAGUGAGAUGUGGGCAUUGUGCAAAUCUGUUGUCUGUCAAUAUGGGAACUUCAAUGCCAACUAUGGCUCCUCAAGAUCAUCCCCAGAAUAAUAAACAGAUUAUUGUAAGCUCAGAAGGUUCAGGUAAGGAGUAUGGAUCAUCGUCUUCCAAGUCCAACAAGAAUAAGCACGCCACAGUUGAACCUGUAAAGCAUGAUCAACCUAUUAGAACCCCUCCCAUUCGUCCUCCAGAGAAAAGACAACGGGUUCCAUCUGCAUAUAACAGGUUUAUUAAGGAGGAAAUUCAAAGGAUUAAAGCUAGUAACCCUGAUAUAAGUCACAGAGAAGCUUUUAGCACUGCAGCUAAAAAUUGGGCACAUUUUCCUCACAUCCACUUUGGGCUAAAACUGGAUGGCACAAACAACAAGCAAGCAAAACUUGACAAAACAAUUGCAGGAGAUCAUCAUCAGGGAACCCAAAAGACCAAUGGAUUCUACUGAAAAACAAAUGGUACUUCUGUGAAUAUAUAUAUAUAGCUAUAUAUAUAGCUAGCUAUAUUUAGCUAGUAUUGUUUUUGUUUUUGGUUUAAUUUUUUUUUGUUUUGUUUUCAUUUGUAAGAAUAAUUUGAAUAAUAUAUAUGCAUUAUGUAUGUGUAUGUAAGCACCAUAUAUUUGGCAAAUUAUGAGGUUGUUGGUGACGUUUCCUAAUAACUAUUUAGGAAUAUGGCAUCUUUAAAAAACCUUUAGACUUUUACGUGUGCUCACUCUUUCUUUUCUUUUCUUUUCUUUCCCCUUUCAAACGUUGUUUAUGUAUGUAUGUAAUUCAAUUUAACUUUAUCAUUUUUAAGUAAUAAUAAUGUUUAGAUGUCUA